CAAGCAGAGGUGCAUGAAAAUUGAGAUGGAGAGGAAGCGACAAAAUGGGAGCGUGUCGACCAUGCUACCGGUAAGUCGCCGGCCACGUGCUCUCCAUGGUCUAAAACCUCCCCGCCACACGCCCAGUUGAGAUCAGGGUGUGCCAGCCCUAAUUUCCCACCAUUUUCCUCUAUUUCUUUCUUUCAUAAUCUACCAGUUUCUCCCCUUUCUCCCUCUCCCUCUAGCAAUUCCCCUGUUCCAAACAUCGCCUGCUUCUUUGGUUCCUAGAAGUCUGUAGAAGAUCAUGGUUUCUGAAGUUCCUUCACAGCUGGUUGUCGAAACUGAUGGUACAGUUGUGCCUUCGAUAUCUAGGAAUUGUCCUGGUAAGAAAAAUAAGGUGAAAGUUCCUAAGAAAAUUCACAAGGCUGAGAGGGAGAAGUUGAAGCGCGAGCAUUUAAAUGAUCUCUUCCUUGACCUCGCAAAUGCACUUGAGCUGACAGAACCGAACAAUGGAAAGGCAGCUAUAUUAUGUGAAGCAAGUCGACUGCUCAAAGACUUGUUUUCUCAGAUUGAGUGCCUCAGAAAGGAGCAGACAUCGUUAUUAUCUGAAUCCCGAUAUGUCAACAUUGAGAAGAAUGAGCUGCGAGAAGAGACGUCUGAUUUAGCAUCUCAGAUUGAGAAACUGCAAAGUGAGUUACAAUCAAGAUCUGUACGUUCUAAACCAGACUUAAAUAAUCCCCCACCUGCAGAAUUUCUGGAACGAGAAACAACAAUAUCAAAUUUCUCAGGGGAAUGCCUUGGAUUGCCUGUUAUGGAACCCACAUUACAGCAAACACAUGCCGUUUUUAUCGUCCCCGUGCAGCCAGAUCUCCCAUCUUAUCCAGCAACGGAUGCAGCUCAUGCCCCAACAAUGCCUACCUCACAUGUAAGCAAACCACAUCCCAGAUAUCCAACGCCAGCCGACUCGUGGCCUGCUGGACUUCUCAAAUUGUCACAAACAAACGAAGCAGGUAAAGAGGUUUUAGGCAUUGGUUGCAAGAGCAUUGCAGAUAUGGGAGAAAGAGGUUCUGACAGAAGUGAGAGUUGAUUUUUUGUAGUGACCUCUUGUGUGUCUAUAACUCAGGUGCCCUCAGUAGAUGAUUUUUGGUAUAAGUUUAGAGUGACCAAUGGAUUCACCUGUGUUUUAGGAACUGUCUAUUAGUAGGAUGUUAGAUUCGAACAACGUUCGAAACAUGGUCUGGUUUCUGGCUUUCUCCCACAUAGCGUCAAAGAACCAAAGCCAUCCUUAGAUCGAAUGGCAUACUUUAGAAUCUUUAGUUUUUGACCCUGAAACAAGUUAUCUGUACCAAAGCUGGUAAGUUAUGAAAUAAAAGAAGAUAUUGGGAUGAUGUGAACAAAAUUGCUGAGAUCUUACGUUAUCUCGGGGAAUACGAGGCUGACCACCAGUUUCACUUUGUUCGGAGCUCUUGGAAUUUUCCCAGUCAAGCUCAAACCACAAGCUUUAUGGGAAUCUGAGACAAAAAAAAAGGCAGUAUUGUGAGUUCGAGAAGGCUUACUUUACCUCCCUUGUCACUAUGUGGAAACUCUUACUUGAUGGACCCUUUGCUUUCACCGCUCCCAAAGGACCAAACGAAGAACAGUUCUUAGCUUCUCAAGUAUUCAAAUAUCGAGAUUCAGUCAUGUUUUUUGAAGUUAUGUCAUCUGUAAAGUGGUUGUAUCAAACUUUGUAAUAAUAACAUUCAAGCAUGUUUUUUGAACACAUUCGUAUGAUCAUUGCCACCACCAAAUGUUUAUUGAAUUGUAAUAUUUUAUAUA
This is a messenger RNA of Cucurbita pepo subsp. pepo (vegetable marrow), 1794 nucleotides long. RefSeq names its product transcription factor bHLH47. NCBI's taxonomy places the organism in Eukaryota, Viridiplantae, Streptophyta, Magnoliopsida, Cucurbitales, Cucurbitaceae. Gene Ontology annotation, molecular function: protein dimerization activity. The record is from RefSeq and is a predicted model, not a curated record.